Molecule: messenger RNA, 1537 nt
Organism: Selaginella moellendorffii
Lineage: Eukaryota; Viridiplantae; Streptophyta; Lycopodiopsida; Selaginellales; Selaginellaceae
Product: WAT1-related protein At3g45870
Exons: 9
Coding region: 337-1197 (286 amino acids)
Cellular component (GO): plasma membrane
Molecular function (GO): transmembrane transporter activity
Source: RefSeq, a predicted model, not a curated record
AUUUGGAGAGAGGGAACAGAAGGGGGAAGAGAAUGGAGAGGAGGCUGUGGAUUGCGCACCUCUGCCUCGCGAUCGUCCAGCUCGACUAUGGCGUCUAUCACGUCCUCACCAAAUUUGCGCUCACCACUGGCGCCAAUCAGGUCGUGUUUUGCGUGUUUCGCGACCUCAUCGCGCUCGCCAUUCUUGCGCCCCUCGCAUUCUUCUACGAGCGGAGGAGCAGGACUCGCGUAAGCUCUCGGCUUUUAUUCCAUUUCUUCGUCCUGGGACUGUCCGGGUGAGCGAUCUUUGGGAACCAGCUACUGUUCUUGCUUGGACUUAAUCUCACCUCUCCCUCGUAUGCCGCCGCAGUCCAGCCGGCAAUUCCAGUGUUUACGUUUGUGCUCGCCUUGGCCAACGGUGAAGCCAAUGUCACAGAGUUUUCUCUGCUUUGAGUUCUUCGACAGAGCUCUCUCUGCUUUGAGUUCUUCGACAGGGUUUUCUCUUCCACUCGAAGACAAUCUCUUUGAAACGGAAACUUUGAAUUGGACUGGAUAUGAUACUUUAGCGAAAGUGGGAGGAGUCUUUCUCAGCGUUUGUGGAGCGCUGCUCAUGGCCUUGUACAAAGGUCCGCUCCUCUUCGGGCGUACCGAGCAUUUGCAUCAUGGUGGAACUAUUGUCGGAGUUUCGUUGUUGCAGAGAAUUUCAAGCGCAACCGGUGCCGAGAACUGGCAGCUGGGAAUUCUUUGCCUCCUUGGUAAUUGCUUCCUCAUGGCUUUGUACAUUGCUUAUCAGGCGCCUGUCUUGGCAAAGUAUCCUUUCGGAUUGACAGUCACUGCCUACUCGUAUCUCUUUGGAACGCUUCUCAUGGCAUUUACUGGAGUGCUGGCAGUGGGCGAUACGACACAAUGGCUUUUCAACCAAGUGGAAGGCUACGCAGUUUUGUACGCGGGAAUUUUUGCGUCGGCAAUCAACUACGUGCUUUUAACUUGGUCCAACGGUGUUGUUGGCCCGUCGCUCGUCGCGCUUUACAUGCCUUUGCAGCCACUUGCCUCCUCUACGCUGGCUUGCGUUUUCCUACGAAGUCCAUUGUUCCUGGGAAGUGUUCUUGGAGGAUUACUCAUUGUUGCGGGAUUACUCCUCGUAACUUGGGGGAAGGCCGUGAGUGAACGCGAGCGGGAGCGUGAAAGCCAGAAACCCCUUCUAGAAAGUGAAGCGUAAGUGGAUCAAAAGCGACUGUAUUUUCUAUAUAUAUAUAUACGCGAGGAAAACGUCACUCGUACUCGUAUGUACAAAUUCGUGGAUAAGGCUGCCGGUCCAACAACUAGCCAACCAAAAGGCUUAAAAGCAAGAACGAAAACAAUGACCGCUCAAGAUAGUACGUUCUUUAUCUCCGUGCUCGAAAGACUUACAAACGUGAAGGAACGCAAAAAUUAUUUUUGUUUGUAAUCUACAACAAGCACCUUCGCUUAAAUUUACAGCCUUGUUCUUCCUCGAGCUCUUGCUUUCACUUUGAUCUUCGCUUUGAUUUGUUUUCGCUGGUUUGCCACAGACUGAUUGA